Ceutorhynchus assimilis (cabbage seed weevil) is the source of this 463-nucleotide messenger RNA. The record is from the annotation of a GenBank genome assembly. Lineage: Eukaryota; Metazoa; Arthropoda; Insecta; Coleoptera; Curculionidae.
CCCAUUUUACGCGGUGUAUCGGGGGUGGUAUUUAUGCAAACAUUGAAUGGUCAAUUUAAUAGUGUGGGAAAGCGUUUAUUGAAUGUUCCAAUACCGGAAUCCAGUGAUGACGCUACUACCAAACAAUAUAUGUUGGAGGAGAUUCAUAAAUCAUGCAAAGAGCUAGCACAAACAAUCAACAAAAUAUAUCAAGCUACUCAUGACAGUUUGAUAAGCAUUGAUGGCCGAAUAGUUAAAUUGGAAAAUAAAAUAGAAAUAUAUGAUGCAAAGAAAGAAAGUAUUGUGAAGAAAAUAGCUGAUUUGGAAAAGACAAUAAGGGGGGGCAUGAAAAACUUGUUGGUUGUUGAGAAGAAGGCCAAUAAUUUGAUUGCAGCUAGCAAAAUAAGAAUAUGACAAAAGCAACCUCCAGAAAAUGCAGUUACUCGAGAAAAAGGUAUCAUAGUCACACAGAUAUCGUUUGAAG